This is a messenger RNA of Cheilinus undulatus (humphead wrasse), 4505 nucleotides long. RefSeq names its product transcription regulator protein BACH1-like. The coding region runs from base 128 to 2152 and encodes 674 amino acids. Lineage: Eukaryota; Metazoa; Chordata; Actinopteri; Labriformes; Labridae. The transcript has 5 exons. The record is from RefSeq and is a predicted model, not a curated record. Gene Ontology annotation, biological process: regulation of transcription by RNA polymerase II. Gene Ontology annotation, molecular function: RNA polymerase II cis-regulatory region sequence-specific DNA binding; DNA-binding transcription factor activity, RNA polymerase II-specific; protein binding.
GCGUCUGGUUCUGGUUAUCACAUGACGAGAACAAAGUCUGACUCCGGAUGGAAAGACCCUUCUCUAUCCAGAAUUUACUAAUGACAGUGUUAUUAAGUUGACAUGACAGGCUGAACUUAUAACAACCAUGUCGCUCCAGACUCCUCGCAUUUCAGUGUUCACCUUUCAGUCUGCAGUGCACAGCGCCCAUGUUCUCCAGUGUCUGGAUGAGCAGAGGCAGCGGGAUGUUCUGUGUGAUGUCACUGUGGUUGUGGGGAACAGGAGCUUUCGAGCCCACUGCUCUGUCUUAGCUUCCUGCAGUGACUACUUUCAAAGCAGGGUUACCAGUGUCACCAGGCACAAUCCUGUCAUCACCUUGCCUGAAGAGGUGACUGUCGAGGGAUUUGAACCUUUGCUUCAGUUUGCAUACACAUCAAAGCUGCCCUUCACGAAAGAAAACAUUCAUGACAUUCACAGCAGUGCUGAGUUUUUGGGAUUUCAUAACUUGGAGUCCGCUUGCUUUGAUUUCCUCAUCCCAAAGUUUUCUGAAGGCAAAAGAACCUCUCAGGAGGUCAGGCGCAGAGUCUGUUGUCAAAGUCAGGAUCCUAGUGCCAGCUUUGGCUCCUGUGUAAAGAGCAGCCAACCACACUUAUUUGAGUCACACAGCUCAGUGCCUUCAAGACGUGAUGAACAACAAAACUUUCCAUCACAGUGUCCUCGGACCACACAGGGUCAGACGAACAGCAGGGAGGAACACUUCUGUUUGGAGAACUGUGGGCCACAAAUGGCCCCCUUAUCUCUGGAGUUAACAGCGAAUGGUGUUUGCCCCAUGUUGUCUUUGACAUGUUCAGACUCUGACAAAGCAGAUCAUUCCUCUCAGUUUUGUGAGAGAGACAUUUUAGAGAUAGGAGAUGUAUGUAACGAAAGUGAAUUAAGUCUAGCUGACUGUGGCCUACCCUGUGAGCUGUCUACCCCAGGGAAUGUGAAUCCACCGGAACUCAUCGAGCCAGCAAGCAGCGAUGUUAAGCAGACUGUUGAAACGCUUGGUGCUGAAUCUAACUGUGAUCCUCAUUCCUGUCCCCUCAACACAUCAGGGGUUGAAGAUUGCAGUGAGUUAUUAAAGCAGAGUGAGGCUGGCCUUGAACAGAGCAUGGCAGGUGAUCUCUCAGACGCUACACUAAAUGCACUUAGCCAAGAAGAGGGAUUUGGGGAGAGGAGCAGUGUGGAAAGGGAGGUUGCUGAACAUCUGGCAAAGGGAUUUUGGCCGGAUCUAUGCCCAUCUCAGGCUCAACCACUCCCCCUGGAUCCCAUGGACCAGAACAAUCUGGCAAAAGCAUCAGAGUUUCAUUGGCUUAAGCAGCUGGACCUGAGCUCCAGUGUAGGAGACUGUCCCUUUCUCAGGGACCUUGCGACAGGUGAUGAUGCAGCUCAACGCACUGAAAACAUGUCCCAGUCAGAGAAAAGCCCCUACAUGUCCUCCUCAUUAAACUCCGGGGAUGAUUCAGACCUAGACACAGAUGGAGACACUGAGGCCACCAACAAAAGAGCUGCAGAGAUUCAGCUCCCAUUUCCAGUGGAGCAGAUCUCAGCCUUGACUCGGAGUGCUUUCCAGCAGCUUCUGAGACACCAUCACCUGACCUCAGAUCAGCUGGAGUUUGUUCAUGACGUCAGGCGUAGAAGUAAAAACCGGGUGGCUGCACAGCGGUGCAGAAAGAGGAAGCUGGACAGCAUUCACCAGCUAGAAUGUGAAAUCAAACGAUUAAAAAAUGAGAGAGAGCGGCUUCUACAAGAGCGUACUGAGCUGGAACAAAACCUGGAGGAGACUAGGCAGAAUCUGUGUGGGUUAUGCAAGAGUGUCAGCAUCGAGUCUGGCUCUGAUCAUGAGCAUUUGCAGAUUCUUGCCAAGCUGUCCUCACCAGACUUACCCAUCUCCCUGCCAGACUUACCUAUCUCCUCUCCCUCACUUUUGGGUAAAGAUGAUGGAUCUCAGAUCACUAUUGAAAUGGUAAGUUGUUCUUCAGAGUACGACCCAAACAAACUGCCUGCUGGCUCUGGUCAAAGUGCUGCUGCAUCAGAGGCUGGCACACAGACAGAGGAGGCAGGUCCUCCACAGAGUUCUCCAGAUCCUGCACCUCUGCUAAAUGCCUGUCUGGACAUGAGCAACAUCUUAUAAUGGGACUCAAAUUCCAGUGUCAUUUCUAAUCAUACAAGACUUGGGAGCAGCAGGUGGGCUCACAGUACAUACUGUAAUCCAAUUUUGGAAUAAAUACACUUUUCUGCCUGAUGUAUAGUAGUGUGAAAACAUAGGAUAUCUCAUGAAACAUUUUAACCCUUAUCAACACCUUUUUUAAUCAGUAUUAAGAGAUUGUUAUAAUAAUAUAAACUCAAAUAUAAAAAUGACUUCAAACUGAAUUUUCAGUUGAGGAAAAACUUAAGACAAAUCCACAAUCAUCCAUUCAUUUGAUAUCUGAUUUAAAAAUCAAGUUAGUCACUCCGGUAGCAUGACAUGCCACAUACCCAUAGCACUAGUUAUAUUUUACUUUCAUCUGAGCGACAGUCCAUAGAUAAUUUGGAUGAGCAUUCUGUCUGUCACAUUCAUCACGGGCCAAUCAGAGAAACAAAACAGAUGACAUGGCUGGCGACUGUUGCCAUAGCUGCAUCCAUGAUAAUCUCUUCAUAAGAUCCAAUUUUUUACAGGCUUGCAAUUACUUUCUGUAAACCUUGCCCAUUACUACUUUCUCGUUCUCCUCAAAUGCAAUGCCAAUUCAAUGCAAGGUUAACAAAUGGUAAUACUGUUUUGGAGAGUUUUAGGAGUGCACUUUCUUGUAUUAUAUCAAACACCACUAACUGUUAAUCUAUUAAUUGUUUGCGAUAUUGAUAACAGUAUGCUUUGUUUGAAAAAAACGUACCUGAAAGAAGACUUGUAGAUGCAUAUAAACCUGCAAAAAGGGAUCAGGAAUGAUAUCCAAGUGAUUUCAAAUUCUGUUUCACGGUCCUGGAAGUAAAUUCUGGUUAAGGCUUUCUAGCAAAUCAGGAACACACCGCAAGAUACUUUAAAAGGUCUCAAUCAAGCUAUAAACAUCAUCACAGGACCUGAAAUCAGCUCUUGCCUCAGUUGAUAUUAAAGUUUAUGCCUCUACUAUUAAAACUUCGGACAGUUGAUUCUUUAGUUAAUUUAUAGUGUCACUGUAACUGAAGACAAAAUGAAAACGCCCUUCUUUUUGAAGCAGGAACUUGUCCUACUUGUUAUGAUAGAAUCCCUUUGACUUUUAUAUAUUCAAGGACCAUGCAACAUGACAGUGACCCAAACAUUCCUGCAAAUCCAGGCAGCAGCUUGCCUAAUAUCAUAUAUAAAAAAUUAACUAAAUGAAUAGUUUCAGCCUUUUGUGAUAAUCAAACCAUUCACUGGACUUCAAAAGUCUGGUUCCAGGCAAAUACAACAAGGCCCCAAACAAAGACAUGAGAUAGGUCUGUCAUUGCGAAGUAAAACACAGAACUUAAUCCUUUCCCUUAAACAUCUUGCAGCUAAAAUAAUUCAGCUUGGAAAAGAUGGAAAACAAUUUUACUUAUCAUAAAGGUCAACAGUUAUGUAAAACCUACAAUCAUGAUGCAGUGUGGGCCAGUACAGAAUUGGGUGCUCAGGCUUUUUCCUCAUUAAGUUAACUAAAUGAUAACAGAGUUCAACUUUUCACUUUUAAUGAAAUCAGAUAAAAUUUAUCUAUACAAAUUCUUGAAAUAAAAUAUGUCUGUAUCUCUUAUAGAGGAACGAAUUUCAUGAAAUGUCCUGGUUUUUCACAUGAAUGUAGAUAUCUUAAAGUUACUUUUGUUUUCUGUAUUUCUACUAUGCUUUUCACUGAGGCAACACAGAAUUCAGUAUUAAUAAUGAUAUUGAAGUGCAGAAAAUUUUAGGAUACAUUCUAGAUGUUUCCAUUUUCUAAAUGAUCUUAAAAGUUUGUUUUACUCAGGGAAAUUAAUAACCUGACUGUAUGGAUGACAAAAUAAUUCCUGCUGCACACACACCCUAACCUCUGCUCCUUGCUCACAUUUACGCUCACAAUUAUGGAAAGAAUUAUAUCCUUUCAUUUUCAUCAAUGUUUUUAAACAUUCAAACCUAAUACAUACUGUCACUUUGUCACUUGUCUCUUUAAUUAAAUAUUCACAUCACUUUAGAGUACUUUUUAAAUGAAAGAUAUGAGUUAUAGUAACAGCAAUCAUGAAUUCUCAACAGCAUUAUUUUUUUAUCUCAGCUCAAAGGUUAUAUGAAUCACUGUAAUAAAUAGUAAACCCAGAUAUCUGAGGAAUGGCUCCAAAGUUUCUUAAAGUGUUACACAGGAACAUCUUUUAAUGCAAAAUGUGCCUUAUGCAGUAGUACAGAUACAGGCAAUCUUUAUAUGUUGUUACUUCAAGCACUGUUGCACAUUAACCAGAGCCCAAACUGAGGGCCUUUUUUUGUUUAUGUCUGUCUUUAUGUCAAGGAUCUUUUGUUAAAUGCUGCCAUAUGUAACAAAUUAAAAUAAAACUGUUUA